Messenger RNA from Gaeumannomyces tritici R3-111a-1, 2736 nucleotides. RefSeq lists its product as hypothetical. The record is from RefSeq and is a predicted model, not a curated record. The transcript has 5 exons. Bases 210 to 2501 code for a protein of 763 amino acids. Lineage: Eukaryota; Fungi; Ascomycota; Sordariomycetes; Magnaporthales; Magnaporthaceae.
UGACGUAUCAUGUAAGGUAGUCUCACGCACCGGCUUAUCAGCCUUUCCAGCCACUGCCUCCUCUGCUUGACAGUACGCAGCUUCAUCCAUCGUAUAGCUUGUAUAUUCUCCAGCAGCCUUCCAUGCCACCGGCCGAGCUACUGCUCCGUCUAGUCCGGUGCCCUGAAGGACCGGCGAGCUAGGUACCUAGUAAGGUAGACAUUAGCUCGAUGCCUAGCGACCUCCCACCUUCCGCCACCCCGAGCUCGAUCGGGGAGCCCACCGCAGUAGGCUUCGUCAAGACUCGGCUCCCUCAGAUCCACGAUGCUUUCAAAAGUCUCCCCAGCUAUUACGAGCCGACGCUGAAACGCUUUAUUCUCAAUCCUCACCCGGCUGCCAUGCCCCCUAGCUGUCAAAAUGCGCCCCUGUCCACCAGCCCGGAUGUUGGUCAGGCUGGGCGCGUGUUGCAGGAGAGCCAGACACCGAUCGCAAGUAAUCGUGCCCGGCGAGUGCCAGCCCGGCAAGUGCUCCCAGCUUUGUGUGCCAUGAGAUUUUGGAGCGAGAUCUUGAAUGAUGCCAUGACACAAUUUACGGAACAAAACCCUGAUGCUCCUAAAAGAAUAUCAAAAGAGCCCGAACAUGGUAUCCGGGGCGCGGCAAGCUGGGAUGACAUCUACGCGAAGCUCCAACGAGCGCGGGAGAGAUUUGAUGGCGAACAUUCGCAGGGCCGAAAGGGGGCAAAGAAGGCGUACCGCUACGUUAUCAGCAGCAGCGAUGCCAUCCGUCGAGGGGUCCAAGCAAUCCCAGAUAUGGAAUACUUGUCACCUGUCAAAGCUGGAAUGGAAAUACUUCUGGAUGCGGCAAAGACAGCAACGGAAGUUCGGACCAAGGUUGCCGUCAGUUUUCAGGAGAAAGACCUCACCGAAUCGUUUGGGAAGAUUGAGCUAUUUCUUGCCACCUUUCCAGGCGACGAGAAUAUCCGCACCGCGUCCGUCGAUCUGAUCGCUUGCACAUUGAAGGCGGUGGAGCUGGCUAUUUCCUACUACAUGUCUCGCACUUUCGAGAGGUUUCGCCGCUCGUUGCCAUUGGUGGGCGACGGGAGUGGAUUCGAGGAAGGGCUUAUCACCACGAUCAACGAGAUCACGGUGAAGUGCCUGAAAAUAAAAGAAAAUGCUCUCGAGUCACACAUUCACGAAACCAAAGAGGCCAUGGAGUUAAUUCUUAGCGGGAUCGAGUCUGUCGACGCCAUGAGCAAUGCGAUAUAUGAGAUGAUGAUCGACCGGGAAGAUAGAUUGAUGGAGAAGGUGGAGAAGCUCGCAAACAUCGUGCUGGAUCUCUUCAACCAAGGGGAGAAGACAAAGGAAGCGGCCAGGGCUGAGGAAAUUCGAAUGUGGCAAGCCAUGACGGAAAGGUUUGCGAAAAGGUUCGAGUCUCCCGAUUUCGGGAUCCGCUUCAUCGCAGCUCUACCACCUCCGCAGCAGCAGCAACAGCUUCCCUGGCAUCCGCCUCAAGGGCAGCCGCCUUGGAGCCAGCCGACACAGCAACCGGCAUGGCAAGUACAGCCUCCCGAUCCAGCACAGCAACAGUAUGCAAAUCCAUACCCAUAUCAAUACCAGCAGCAGUCGCUCUGGAUGGCCGCGCCACCACCACCGCCUGGGUACUACCACCCUCCCCCACCGCCCCUCGAGCCGAUUCUGUGCAUUAGCCAGCUGCUCUGGACCCUUGGCAUAUCCAGCCCCGACGCGGACGACCUGGCGUCUGUUCUGGGGUCAGAGGAAUCCGUCAGCCUGAGGUACCGCAGCCGCGCCAAGGGCAUCAUGCUCACGGGCGAGUUCCGAGCGUGGGCCACGUCGGAAACCUCCUGCGCGCUGCUCGUCCUAGGCGACGUGACACGCGACACGACGGGGCCCAGCGCCGCGCUGUCCUUCUUCUCGGCCUCCAUGAUGCGGAGCCUGCGCGGCCAGGACCGCUACCUCUCCCUCGUCUUCUUCUGCCGCCGGCACCUCGAGGCCGGCGACCCGCACCGCGGUCCGGGUGCCAUGCUUCGAGCCUUCGUCGCGCAGCUGCUCCUACAGCUAAAGCAGAUGCAGAACGGGAUGGAGCCCAUCAUCGACGCCUUGAGGGACGGGCCUUUUACGCAGCGCGACCUCGAGGUGGGCCUCAACGACCCAGGGCUGGACUGUCUACGCCGGUGGAACACGGACAAGCUGUGUGAGCUCUUCAACUGGCUGGUGCGGCGCGUUGUCCCGCCGCACAAGACCUUGAUCUGUGUCGGGGACGGGAUAGAGGCCUACGAGGCAUCCCAGCACAUGGAGAACCUGCACAAAGUGGCGGGCUGCCUGCUCGGGCUCACAAGGGCCUCUGGCGAUAGGCCCACCGUGAAGUUCAUGGCUACAAGCCCGGAGGGAACGGCAACCCUGGAAGGCGUCUUUCGGGGGCAUGGAUCAGCCAUCGUCGAGAUGGAGACGCUCGAUUCAAGAGGCGAGGACGACGACAUGCUCGAGUUUGAGGACAGAUUGUGACCUUUCAAUGUUUCCCGUAUCCAUGUGGCAGAGAUGUUUUUAAACUUGCAGGAUAACCAGAAACAGGGUUAUCUCAAAAAGUGGUGCGUCGUGUCGAGUAGGUGUUAAGAGGAUAGCGAAGGAGACGAAACAAACGACCAUCUUGUCUAUCAAAAUCCCGAGCAUCAACAUCAAGUAAUCACAGAGACACUCGCUACGAGCAUCACGUCUCUUUCGUGGGCUCUUCUCUGCUCAG